Messenger RNA from Leptinotarsa decemlineata (Colorado potato beetle), 1232 nucleotides. RefSeq lists its product as uncharacterized. Gene Ontology annotation, cellular component: plasma membrane. Lineage: Eukaryota; Metazoa; Arthropoda; Insecta; Coleoptera; Chrysomelidae. Gene Ontology annotation, molecular function: outward rectifier potassium channel activity; potassium ion leak channel activity. The record is from RefSeq and is a predicted model, not a curated record. Gene Ontology annotation, biological process: potassium ion transmembrane transport; stabilization of membrane potential.
UCCAUUAUUUUUUUUAUUUUUUCAGAACGCCUGAAUGUUUUGUAUGAAAAGAACUGGACAAGGCUGGUAACAGAACAGCUAAAGAGAUUCGAGAGAGCUGUAGUAGAAUCAGGAAAAUCUGAAGAUUCGAUACAUUCUGCUGGACCUCGGUGGACUUUUGGAGGUGCUCUUCUAUAUUCCGUGACGUUACUGACAACUGUAGGUUAUGGCAAAUUGUCACCGAAAACUGCCUUAGGCAAAAUUGUUGCGAUGAUUUAUGCCAUCAUUGGCGUUCCUUUGAUGCUGAUUCUGUUAUCGGCACUUGGUAAUUUACUGGCUUCGGGUGCUCGGAAAGGAUAUUCUAAAAUGUGUUGUCACAGCGAAGACAAUAUGAUCAAGGAUACCGCGGUUGGCUACCACAAAGCUCCUUCCAGUCCGUCGGGAAAGUUCUACUGUAAAUCUCAUGAAGAUUCAGCUUCGAUUCAAAUAACGUCAUCCAACAAUACGCCAAACCAUGUCAACUGCAAAUUAAAUCACCAUCCUCCUUACAUUGAUCAUCAAGAAGUUCCAAAACGCGCCAUCCUUGCUACAGUCAGAUCUACGCACACGAGAGGGCGCUGCAGACAAGGUCCUGUCAGACAAACUUUAGCAGAUACUUCCAUGUCCAUGUGCCCUACUCAUUCAAAUCAUGGAUCGCCAAUGAGGAAUUCACUCAAUUCGUCUAUUGUUGGGAUCACUUCAUCUGAUCUCGAAGAUGCUGAUGAUACUGAUGAAAAUGAACAUGUUGUGUGCACCACCCACGACACCCCGUCUCGCAUACCACUCAUAUGGCGACCGCCGGAACCGAACAUGAGAACCUCAACACCAAUUCUCGCGGUACCAUCGCCGUCAGUGCCUGCCUUCCUCGUGGUGACUAUAUUCUUCUCCUACGUAUGCUUGGGAGCUUUCGCGUUCUCUUCAUCAAGUGGCUGGAGCUUCCUGGACUCGAUAUAUUUUUGUUUCAUAGCCAUAUCCACCAUCGGUGUCGGCGACAGACUACCUCAAAGUCCCGAAUACCACAACCAAAUACAACUGUUCGCCUGUUGUGUGUACCUCUUUCUAGGAUUGGUAGUUGUAGCCAUGUGUUUCAGUCUGGUGCAAGAAGAAGUGACUGUCAAAUGUCGACAAAUAGCGAAUAACGUGGGACUGGUUAAGGAUUAGACGUUGUCUUGGUUGUUGUUCUUUUUACUCGGUAAUAUAAAUAUUGUUUAUAA